AUGCCGCUACGAUUGUUGUGUCUCCAUGGCUGGGGGACGAAUCAGAAGAUUCUACAGUCACAAUUGAGUGGCCUCAUCCAUGAACUCCAACGCGACAACACAGCGACCUUCUCUUUCCUUGAGGGGGACGUCGAUUCAGGCCCCGGGCCUGGAAUCGCCGGAUACUAUGAUGGUCCGUACUACAGUUACUACCGUUUCCCACGCACCUUUUCCCACGAGGAUAGCGAUGAGUCCGACAUCCUGGAGGCGUACGAGCAACUUAGUGAAACAGUUGCCUUGGAAGGUCCGUUCGAUGGGGUUCUAGGCUUCUCCCAUGGUGGCACAUUGGCUGCUGGAUUCAUGAUUCAUCACGCCAAGAUGAAUCCAAAUCAGCCCGCGCUAUUUCGAUGCGCAAUAUUCAUCAAUUCCCUACCACCAUUCCGUAUGGAACCUGGAAAGAAUCCUGUUGUAGAUGAAGGAUUAGAGGGGUUUAUUUCUAUUCCCUGCGUGCAUAUUGCUGGGGCCAAAGACCCACUCUUUGAGUACUCAAUGGCUCUCUAUCGGCUCUGUGCUGCGAGGUAUUCGACAUUCGCGGUACAUGGAAAGGGCCAUGAUGUCCCUGGUGAUCGAAAAAAUGUCGCCAUCCUCGCAACUGCAAUUCGAAAACUUUGCAAUCAAAUGUUGUGA
Messenger RNA from Penicillium robsamsonii, 666 nucleotides. Its product is annotated as putative DUF341 family oxidoreductase. Gene Ontology annotation, cellular component: cytoplasm; nucleus. The transcript is spliced from 3 exons. The record is from RefSeq and is a predicted model, not a curated record. The coding region runs from base 1 to 666 and encodes 221 amino acids. NCBI's taxonomy places the organism in Eukaryota, Fungi, Ascomycota, Eurotiomycetes, Eurotiales, Aspergillaceae.